This is a messenger RNA of Musa acuminata AAA Group (dessert banana), 600 nucleotides long. Its product is annotated as NADH dehydrogenase [ubiquinone] iron-sulfur protein 6, mitochondrial-like. The record is from RefSeq and is a predicted model, not a curated record. The transcript is spliced from 3 exons. NCBI's taxonomy places the organism in Eukaryota, Viridiplantae, Streptophyta, Magnoliopsida, Zingiberales, Musaceae. Gene Ontology annotation, biological process: mitochondrial electron transport, NADH to ubiquinone. The coding region runs from base 74 to 400 and encodes 108 amino acids.
UUUUAUUUUUAUUUGUUUAUUAGAUGAGAUCAGUGUAACUCUCCUCUGCCGUCAAUCGUCGGCUCUCUCGGCAAUGGCGAUGUCGGCGUCGGCGACGCGAAGACUUCCCCGCUUCCUGAAAACCCAAAAUCCCUUCCGGGGCCCUCCGAGGGCGAGGGCGUUCAAUUUUCUUGUCAGCGAGCACACUGCCAAAUGGCUGCAGGAUACCAGCAAGAAAUCACCGAUGCAAUUGAUCAACGAAGUGCCUCCAGUCAAAUUUGAAGGUCGGAUUGUUGCUUGUGAAGGAGAUAAUAGUGAUCCUGCCCUUGGCCAUCCAAUAGAGUUUAUUUGCCUUGACCUGGAAGCACCAGCGGUCUGCAAACACUGUGGCCUUCGUUAUGUUCAAGACCAUCAUCACUAAGAUGACAGAAUGCAGCUGAAUCUUAACUGAUGAUUUGCUUGAUGCAUCAUAAGAAAAUUUAUGCGUGUUCUCAGCUUUUCAAAGCGUAACUAGCUUAUUUGGACUUUGUAUUGUUGAAGUUUUUUGUUGUCACUGGAGGCAUAAUAAUUAUGAAUAUAUUCCACCAUAAUAGAUUCUUGUCAAGGGAAUUUUCUUUCUGA